UAACGUAAAAUUCAUAAAACUCGAGAAGUUUCGGUGCAGCAUAGCUAACAAGUAAAGGCAAAGAAAUGGGAAAAACCUGAAGAGGUUCAAUAGGAAUGAGAUGAGUAAGUUAGAACAUGCAAAUUAGUCCUACAGUUAACUCAUGUAUUACAGACAUUUUCAAAACAUGGUAACCUCUGAACUAAAAUCAUGAGUUCAAUAAAACAAUUCCUCAUUUGGUUCUUCAUCUUCUCACUCAGUCUUCAAGCUCUUACAACAAAAGGCCAAAACCAAGUUUGUUCUCUUGAGGGGAUUGACUUAGGGCUUUGCUUAAAUCAAGGAAAUAUUUCUUUCUCCAUUGAUGCUACGUGCUGCAAAGUUCUCAACAAAGUCGUACGAACCGGCUAUAAUUGUUUAUGUCUGUUAAUCGCACAAUCGUUUCCUCUUAUUAGCACUCCGAUCUCAUUGCCCUUGUCGGAUUGCUUCAUUUCUGUGCCUUCUUUGACUCUUUGCAAAGUUGUGGCUCCAAUGCCAAUUACAUUUCCACAAAAUAGUACAAAUCAUCCCUAUCAAGCUUCUCUACCUGCUCAAGAUAUGCCUGUAUCUCCACCGCAUGAUCAUAUAGAAUUUACUGUAAAUUCAACUGCCAACAACAGCUCGACUGCGCCGGCGUCUCCUCCACGAGAAGAGAACAGCGGUAAUAUUGCGGCUACGCAACCGCAGUCUGAUAAAAUUACUUGUCCUGAAACGCCUCUGUUUAAGCAGAAGAAUGAGAAAUCGAAAGGAGGAAACAAGGCUAAUAGUAUUUUAUUACACCAGAAUUUGUUGGUGUUCUUGGCUUUGUUUUUGUGCAUUGUAAUGACUUAAAUCUCUUAUUCUAGUUUAGACAUUAGACAAUCAUGUGAAAUUUUAUAUCCAUAAAACUUAAUCAAGAAGAGGAAAUUUAGUCUACUCAAAA
Molecule: messenger RNA, 937 nt
Organism: Mercurialis annua (annual mercury)
Lineage: Eukaryota; Viridiplantae; Streptophyta; Magnoliopsida; Malpighiales; Euphorbiaceae
Exons: 2
Coding region: 190-846 (218 amino acids)
Source: RefSeq, a predicted model, not a curated record